Molecule: messenger RNA, 1814 nt
Organism: Cydia fagiglandana
Lineage: Eukaryota; Metazoa; Arthropoda; Insecta; Lepidoptera; Tortricidae
Product: delta-sarcoglycan-like
Exons: 6
Coding region: 435-1364 (309 amino acids)
Biological process (GO): heart contraction
Cellular component (GO): sarcoglycan complex; membrane
Source: RefSeq, a predicted model, not a curated record
AACGACGUACAGCUGUUGGCAAUGUUGCCUACAGCGAGUUGAUAGGGGUCCGCGUAAAUUAUUAACAAGUCUGCAUGAAGGUGACGGUUAAUGAUAACGUUAACUAGAUUUUGUAAUAGAGGCAGCUGUGAGCCGGAGUUAUGUCCCGCGCGAGACGGGCAGUGGAUUAAAAAUGCAACACUUCAAAACGAGUUGAAUUCGGCAUGGGCUUGGCCGACGCUGGCGCAACCGGCGAGCCCGCCAGUGUUGUUAUGACGCCGGGACCGCGUGGUUGACUCCGUCACUCGGACAACUCACCUACUGUUACUAUAAACUAGGCUAUCUGUAAUCCACAACAUGUUUUGAUCUGAGUGCUCGUGAUCUAAGUGAUUGAAGGAUAUUGGCAAUUUUGAUGGAUAAUAGCAGAUUGUUAGCAAGGGUGUAAAGUGUAAAGGAUGGCGGGGGAAGCCCCGGGCUCGCUGCACGGGUGGGGAUGCACGCCAACCGGGGACACGCCGCCAACCGUGGCGGGUGAGAACGCCAGCAAACCGGCGUGCCUGCCAGCUCUGCUCAGGGGCUGGCGGAAGACUGCCCUCUACUGCAUCCUAGUGUUCCUCAUGGUGCUAAUUUUCCUAAAUAUCGGACUGACCCUAUGGAUUAUUAGUAGUUUGAAAUUGAGAAUGGGUGGGUUUGGUCCAGUGAACAUCGUGAAUGGUGGCAUAGAGCUGCAAGGACAGGCGUUCGUGAUGGACAACUUGAUCGCCUCGACAAUAAGCUCACGCGCCGGCCAGUCCAUAACGCUGCACUCGCACCGGAACUUCAGCGUACUGGUCACCGAGCCCGAGAGGAAGGAAACCGCCAAAUUGGUGCUCAAAAGAGAUAGUGUGGAAUGCAGCGGACGCAUGUUCGAGGUGCGUGACGCGCACGGCGGCGAGGUGUUCCGCGCGUCGCGCGACGAGGUGCGCGUGUUCAGCGACACGCUGGCAGUGGACGGGCCCGGCGGGCUGGCGGUCAGAACGGCCGUGCAGGCGCCCAGCGUCAGGGCGCCGCCUGGAUCUGACCUGCAGUUGGAAUCUCUAACGAGACACCUGGAGCUGAUAGCCCCGCAAUCCAUACACCUGGAGAGUCGAGCGGGUGGCAUUGAUGUCACGGCUCACAGCAACAUCAAACUGGAUUCUGUUGUCGGCGCCCUAAAAAUCGACACUCCGAGCAUUUUUAUCUCAAACCUAAAAGAAGCUCUGAAAACAGAGUCCAAGCCCGCGACCAAACACUUGAGGCCGCAGAAAGUGUACCAGCUGUGCGCCUGCGCGUCGGGCAAGCUGUUCCUCGCCGCCGCCGACGCCGCCUGCGCCGCCAACAACGCCGACACCGACUUUUGUAGAUGAUAAGCUUAACUAUUAAUUUAAACCAAUAAAUACUCAAUAAUAAUCCAAUCCAGACAUAUCACUACCCGAGAGAAUUUUCGUGUGUCAGCUCAAAUAUCACAAGUCAGGAUUAUGCCCUUAGUAUGUGAUUUAAUUAGGGAUGUGCGAUAAGGACAAAUGCUUUAGUUAGGCAGUCAUAAAAGAGAUAAUGCUAUUUGGUCCAUUCCGGAUUCUAUUCCAUUUUGAAUACCUGUUUGAAAAUUUGAUACUAUAGAAAAAAUAUGUAGUCGAAAUUAAACACCUAUAUGUAGGCAUUUAAGAAGACGGUGAAAAUAAAACUUAGUGCAGGAAUAGUAUUUAUGUCAUGUACUUUGCACAAUGCACAAUAAUUACAUUUUAGUACAAAAGUGUGAUCAUAGAAUACUGAAAAAUAGGAAUUUAAUUAUAUCAUUAUGAAUAUAAUAACUUGUA